CCCGGGCCCCCGCACAGCGGCGAUGUAUCCCGACGUUGCAGAGCUGUCUGCUUGUCCCUGCUUGCAGCCACAGCCGAGUGCACGAGCAUCUCACAAGCCAUGUCGAAGUCCCACAGCGAAGCCGGGACGGCUUUCAUCCAGACCCAGCAGCUGCGCGCAGCCAUGGCUGACACCUUCCUGGAGCACAUGUGCCGCCUGGACAUCAACUCGGCCCCCAUCACGGCCCACAACACCGGCAUCAUCUGUACUAUCGGCCCGGCCUCCCGCUCGGUGGAGACCCUGAAGGAGAUGAUUAAGUCUGGGAUGAAUGUGGCCCGGCUGAACUUCUCUCACGGAACUCAUGAGUACCAUGCGGAGACCAUCAAGAAUGUGCGUACAGCCACCGAGAGCUUCGCUUCUGACCCCAUUCUCUACCGGCCAAGGGAGAUUUGGGCACAAAGUAUGCACAUCACCAAAAAUGCCAGGCCCAGAGGAAGGCAAAAACUGGGAAUUACAAGUCAAGGAAGGCCAGAGACUGCCAGCAAAUCCCAAGUAGCUAGGAGAAGGUAUGGAACAGAGGCUCCCCCAGAAGCAACCAAGCCCACUGGUGUCUUCGUCCCAGACCUCUCACCUUCAGACGGCAAGGCCAUCACCCCUGCUGCCUUGGCUCGUCCUAUUAUAUGA
Molecule: messenger RNA, 663 nt
Organism: Octodon degus (degu)
Lineage: Eukaryota; Metazoa; Chordata; Mammalia; Rodentia; Octodontidae
Product: pyruvate kinase PKM-like
Exons: 2
Coding region: 100-663 (187 amino acids)
Biological process (GO): cellular response to insulin stimulus; glycolytic process
Cellular component (GO): cytoplasm
Molecular function (GO): potassium ion binding; pyruvate kinase activity; magnesium ion binding
Source: RefSeq, a predicted model, not a curated record